AGGAGGGGAAUGUGUGUGAGAUGGGGGGUGGGAUGGGUGGUUCACUUGUUUUCGAACCCUGAUGGAGGGAAGAAACUGAGGCCCCUUUUCCCCCUAAAUCUUAAAUGCCCCCCACCCCCCCUCUUUCUUUCUUUAUCCAUUCUUUCUUUCUGCCUUCCUCCUUCUCCUUUCCUCUUUGGCCAUCUCGCUCUCACGGUCCAGAAGGAAGAGUUUCUCAUUCACGGUUUCUCCGUCAUGCCUCACUUAAUGAAAUGGUUCUUCCUUGUCCUCCUCGUCUUCUUCGUCCUCGUUUCAUCGUCCGAGGCGAAGAAGAAGACAAAGCAGAAACCCGGAGAGGAGAAAACCCCGAGCUCCGGGGAGCUGAACACCACAAACGGCGACCGCUGCACCUGGCAAACCCGCGAGGGCAAAAACAACAUGGUGCUCCACCUCAAAUGCUCCUCCCCUUCUGACCAGAGGGCGGGGCACGAGUCCAAUUAUUACGAAUGCCAGUUUACGGGAAAACCGAGCGAAUGCCCUGCGUACGGAGACAAACCCACGCAGUACUGGAAUCAGGUGUUAACGAGGCUGAAGAAGCGACAGAGCGCCUGCGAAGGAGUGAAAGUGCUGAAGGCGGGGAUGUGCAAGAGCGCUCCAAACUCCGCCCACAUGAAGCUAGUGAAGAAAAAGGAGGCGCGCAGAGAAAAGGAAGGAGUGGCAGAGGAGAAGAAGGAGGACGAGGAGAUGAUGAUGGCUGAUGAAGGGAUGUCGGAUGGAAGGGCAGAGACGGAGAGCUACUGCGCUGAAGGAUGGGAUUCGUUCUGCCACCUCCUCACCAAGCUUCUGUAAAAACAAACAAAAAGCUACACAAUUUUAUUCGGCGCACUGCUGUUAGCGGAAAACUAGCGUGAAAUAGAUUAGCAAGAAAUGAUCGUUUUUUUCUCUUCAAAUGCUAAUCAGAGAUCUUUCUUCCUGCACGUUGUUGUUGUUUUUGUGUUGUUGUUUUUGUUGUUGUUGUUUCCUGAUUUGGAAGAAAUCCUAAUGCUAAUCAAACUUAAUUUUGCAUUCUUCACAGAAAAGUGCUAGCAUAAAACAUCAAAUGUUCAUGCUCAGUUAUUUUCAGCAGUAACGUUUUUACCCACAAUGCACCUGAAGUCAAGAUGCAAAAUCCUAGCUGAAAUUCUGCCACUUGUUUAACAUCCCGGUCUGAGGAUGAUAGGGGGCGCUAGAGUACUAAUCAUACAUGCUACAUGCUAAUUAGCGAUCCUAGCAAUUCUUUUAGUUUGAAUUCAUUACAGCAGCUUUUUUUAGUCACAUGCCUGCGUUUGUGAAACAGCGCUAAGCUAACAUUUUUGGAACAGAAUGCUACGUGAUAUAAUAGCGUAAAUCUUGUGUUGCAUGUAGCUUAGCAUAGCUCUGCUAGCGUAAUUUAGCGUAUCAGGUGGUUUUCAAUAAACAAUUUAUUUUAAACGUUUUUGCGAAUCGUCAAUAAACUCAGAGUUUGUGUUAAA
Molecule: messenger RNA, 1490 nt
Organism: Silurus meridionalis
Lineage: Eukaryota; Metazoa; Chordata; Actinopteri; Siluriformes; Siluridae
Gene: fgfbp3
Product: fibroblast growth factor binding protein 3
Exons: 2
Coding region: 10-828 (272 amino acids)
Biological process (GO): cell-cell signaling
Molecular function (GO): growth factor binding
Source: RefSeq, a predicted model, not a curated record